AUGGACUUCAUUCUCCAAGCAUGGGACCCUGGCUCUGCGAGAUCCGUCGCCAGGAAAGCCGGGUACUGUAAGGCUUGCGUUGGCAUGAUAUGCACUCCCGAGGGCCUCAGAUCCUUGGGAACUUUACCCGGUUAUCGUCAUUCCAAUAUGCACCAGCUCCUAGAAAGCAUCAAUCAGGGGUGCCGGCUGUGCGAGAUCAUUCUUCGCAGCGGGUGGGAGCAUCCCCGACACAAGUUGGGCGUUGACAAGCAGGUCCAAUACUCUGAAAAGCAGAAAGAUAGAUACAUCUGGUUUGUCUCGCGGGGAUCUAGGCAGAGCCCUCCGCCUGGCUUUACACGGUAUACCACCAAAGAUUGGGAGAAACGUCUACGCGAUAGUUUGGGCGACAGGGUGUGGCUAGAUGGCGGGUAUGUUGAUCACGAGAAGCCGCCAAAAGCCCCGGAAGAACGAUGGUCAUGGGACAGCCAGAUAUCUAUCGCAAUAAUGGCCUCUUUUGACGAUCCUGCAUCAAAGUACUUCUUUAAUCGAACUACGCAUACCAACUUCCUCGACGGCGACAUUAUGCAACAAGCAAAGACAUGGCUUGAUGAUUGUGUAGGAGGACGUCAUGAGAGAUGCCUUCCUCCUGAGAAAUCUCAGCUUCCUACCCGUGUUCUGGACGUUGAGCCCAGCCUUGGUCCUAUUAUCCGUUUGCAAGAUCAGACGGCCAGCAGAUUUGAGAGGUACGCAGUACUGAGUUACUGCUGGGGCGGGCCUCAGCCUCUAACCGCCACCAAGAGCAACGUUCAGACCCUGAUGUCUGGAGUUGAGAUUGAUAAGCUCCCACAGACCCUCAAAGACGCUGUCUACGUCACACGGAGACUUGGAAUUCGAUACCUCUGGAUUGAUGCUCUCUGCAUCAUCCAAGAUAGCCCAGAAGAUAAACUAUCCGAGAUUGGUAAAAUGGGCACAGUCUACCGGAAUGCCGUCGUCACCAUCGCAUCUGCACAUGCCCGAAAGGCUUCAGACGGUUUCCUCAAAAUUGCCAGGGAUAAUACACUGGAACACUCAUGUACAAUGCCAAUCUACCUCCCGAAGCAGCCUCGAGUUGGUACAGUGAUUCUGGCGGCGGAGGGUAUCCCGGCUGAUACACACCCAUUGCCCUUACGGACUCGUGGCUGGGCUUUUCAAGAAGCAGUUCUCUCCCGACGCAUCCUGAUCUUUUCAGAUUACGACUUGCAUUGCCACUGCAAGCCCCAGCACGAAAUGUUCCUCAACCUCGGCAACCUCAAGCGAGAGAAGAGCCCGAAGCUGUUCUCGUUUGGAACCAAGCUUUUCGACGAGUUUGAAACUUACCACAAAAGCGGCGGAGACGGCUGGAUGUCGCCAGUAUUCCUUGGUGGAAUGUGGAGCGGCAUGCUCUUCGAGUUUACUACGCGGUCGCUCACUGUGGCUGAUGAUCGACUUCAUGCUGUGCAGGGCAUAGCGAACGAACUACUGCAGUCGAAGCACUUGUCAACCGCUAUGGACAGGACAUAUAUUGCGGGCACAUGGAUGGCUUGUCUCCCAUUACAGCUUCUCUGGUCACGAUCCCAAGCCGGCCCUUCCCAGCCUGUCACGAGUAGAUCCAAAAGAGCCCCAACAUGGUCUUGGGGUUGUCUGGACUACCAUAUCAAUUUUUAUUCCUAUGGAAUAUCCUCCGUGCGACCAUAUAAAGGCUUCUCGCUUUUGCACGUCUCUUCUGAGCCAGAUGAAGUGUAUCUGGAGGCCGAGUGCGAUAUCGUCUGUCGCAGUUUAGACCAAUUUCGCCACGACUCGUCAAAAGGCCAGGGCAUCCGGAUCACCCUUGACCUAGAUGUAGAUGAGCUUCCCACCACGGCUACAUGUGUCUACUAUAUACUUCUAGACAAAACUAUUGACAUAACGGGUAGGAAGAAGAGCGAUCCACUCCGGCUGUACUAUGUUGAGGGUAUCGCUACCUACGAGAAUGACCAAGGGGCUUUUCAACGGCUGGGCUUUUUCAGAUGGAAUGUGAACCAGCCUGCUGAGGAUGAAUACAUCUUUGGUCAACGGAGACGGGUCAAGUUGGUGUAG
Fusarium keratoplasticum is the source of this 2073-nucleotide messenger RNA. Its product is annotated as HET domain-containing protein. The record is from RefSeq and is a predicted model, not a curated record. The coding region runs from base 1 to 2073 and encodes 690 amino acids. Lineage: Eukaryota; Fungi; Ascomycota; Sordariomycetes; Hypocreales; Nectriaceae. The transcript has 2 exons.